Molecule: messenger RNA, 1569 nt
Organism: Micromonas pusilla CCMP1545
Lineage: Eukaryota; Viridiplantae; Chlorophyta; Mamiellophyceae; Mamiellales; Mamiellaceae
Product: glycosyltransferase family 22 protein
Exons: 3
Coding region: 1-1569 (522 amino acids)
Biological process (GO): protein N-linked glycosylation
Cellular component (GO): endoplasmic reticulum membrane
Molecular function (GO): alpha-1,6-mannosyltransferase activity
Source: RefSeq, a predicted model, not a curated record
AUGGCGCGCGUCCUCUCGUGGGCGCCGGACGUUCUCGUCCUCCUCGUCAUCGCCCUCCACGUCGCGCUCGCGCCGUACGCCAAGGUCGAGGAGAGCUUCAACCUCCAGGCCACGCACGACGUCCUGUACCACGGCCGUAACCUGGGGCGGUACGAUCACCACGACUUCCCGGGCGUCGUCCCGAGGACGUUCGCCGGCGCGGUCGUCCUCGCGGGACUCGUCGCCCCGAUCAAGUGGCUGAUCGAACGGAGCGACUCGAUCGGUAGCCUCGACGGCGACGCGGUCGCGAUGCAGAUCGUCGCGCGGCUGGCCCUGGGCGCGUGCACCGCGCUCGCGAUCGCGCGAUUUCGAUUCGCGCUCGCGUCUCGAAUCGGCGCGCCCGCGUCCGUCGCGUUCGCGCUCCUCACGGCGACGUCGUUUCACCAGACGUUCUACGCGUCUCGGACGCUGCCGAACGUCUUCGCGCUGAUCCUCGCGACGCACGCGAUGGCGGACUGGCUGCUCGCGACCGGCGACCGCGAUGGCGGACUGGCUGCUCGCGACGACGACGCGAGGGCGCGGCGUUGCGUCCUCCUCCUCGUCGCCGCCGUCGUGUUGUUCCGAUGCGACGUCGCCCUCCUUCUCGUCCCGGUCGCGACGCACCUGCUGUGGACGCGCGCGAUCGCGAUCGCGGACGCGGCGUGGUGGGGCGCGCGGUGCGUCCUCGCGUGCCUCGCGGUGACCGUGGCGCUGGACACGAUCAUGUGGCGCCCGCCAGAGGACGCGACGCGUUCCAUCGCGCCGUCGACGACGCAUUGGCCGGGCGCGACUGGCGUCCUGUGGCCGGAGGGACGCGUCGCGUUUUUCAAUACCGUCCUCAACAAGAGCUCCGAAUGGGGCGUCUCUCCGUGGCACUGGUACUUCACCUCCGCGCUUCCUCGCGCGCUCACGGUGUCGUAUCCGCUGUCGCUCGUCGGCGCCGCGUUGGAACGUCGCGUUCGCGCGGCGCUCGCGAUUGGACUUUUUUACGUCGUCGUCAUCUCGCGUCUCCCGCAUAAAGAGCUGCGAUUCGUGUUCCCGACGCUGCCGCUGUUCACCGCGUGCGCGGCCGCCGCGGUAGGCAGGGCGUGGACCCGCCGCGCGAAGAUCACGCGGUGCCUCAUCUGGGCGCUCUUCGCCGCGGUCGUCGUCCUCGCGUGGUGCCUCGGCGUCGCCGCGCACGUCGCGUUCGCGCUCGCGGCGAGGUGUAACUACCCGGGCGGCGUCGCGCUGGCGCGAUUACACGCGCUCCGCGCCGACGUGCCGGGGACGGUGCACGUCGACGCCGAUGCGGCGACGACGGGCGCGUCUCGAGAAGGACGCGGGUGGAGCUACCGCAAAGACGAGGGCGACGACGUCGACCGCUCGGGGUUCGAUUACCUCGUCUCGGGCGCAGAUCGCGUCGACGGGUUCGAGGUGUUGGACGCGAUCGAGGGGUUCGGCGGUCUCGUGAUCGACCUCGCGGCGCGGCCGCUGCCGUUGCGGGUGACGAAGCGGCCGAAGAUUUGGCUCCACGCGCGCUCGGCGGAGGCGCGGAGCGGCGAGCGGUGA